Messenger RNA from Prunus persica (peach), 1750 nucleotides. Its product is annotated as type I inositol polyphosphate 5-phosphatase 4. The record is from RefSeq and is a predicted model, not a curated record. Gene Ontology annotation, biological process: phosphatidylinositol dephosphorylation. NCBI's taxonomy places the organism in Eukaryota, Viridiplantae, Streptophyta, Magnoliopsida, Rosales, Rosaceae. Gene Ontology annotation, molecular function: inositol-polyphosphate 5-phosphatase activity; phosphatidylinositol-4,5-bisphosphate 5-phosphatase activity; phosphatidylinositol-3,4,5-trisphosphate 5-phosphatase activity.
UUCUAGGCUUUCAAUUGCUUUGGUAUAAGGCGGCAGAUACAAUGAUUUUUACAGCUAAAUCCACGUUUUGUUUUUGUGUCCAGUACAGAAAAUGGAACCAGAUCAGCCAUGCUAGGAGUUAAACAGCUUUCGUCCGAUCGGCAAGCUACAGGAAGUUGCACAAAGCCUGUCCACAACUACUGCUCUAUCUUUUUGUAAUUGUUGCAUGGACUUACGAGAGCCCGCUGUAAUUAGCCAUGGACAGCGAGAAUCAUAAUCCAAGAAGACGGUUCAGAAAGUGGUUCAAGGGAAAGCACAAGAGAGCUGACCAUAAUCAACUGAGUCAAGUUUCAGAUGGGGGUGAAGACGAAAGUGAAGAUUACUUGGAUGAUAUUCUCUUUCAGUCCAUGGAAAUGGAUCCAUGCACUUCAACAAUUGAGUUGAGAGUCUUUGUGGGGACUUGGAAUGUUGCUGGAAAGUCUCCCAUAGGAAGCUUGGCGGUGGAUUUGGAUGAGUGGCUGAAUCUUAAGGAUGCGGCAGACAUGUAUGUUCUUGGAUUUCAGGAGAUUGUGCCUUUGAAGACCCGAAAUGUAAUUGGAGCCGAAGACCCAACCGAAGCAAGAAAUUGGAACCUGCUGAUAGGGAAAACUCUCAAACGAUAUGGGUGCCCUUGGUUGACUAUAUGGCAUCCGAUUCCAAGUGAGAACUACCACUAUACGUCAAUGAGAGAGCAAUCAAGAAGCCAACAUGAAAACCCAAAGGGGGUCAGCAAGUACAAGCUAAUGGCAAGCAAGAAGAUGGUAGGAGUGUUCAUUAGUGUGUGGAUGAAAAGUGACUUGGUCAGCAAGUAUUACAUUUCAAAUGUUAAAGUUUGUUCAGUGGCCUGUGGCAUCAUGGGUUAUUUGGGAAACAAAGGUUCGGUUUCAGUGAGCAUGACAAUCGAAGGAACUAGUUUCUGCUUUGUUGUUGCCCAUUUGGCUUCCGGUGAGAAGAAAGGAGAUGAAGGCAGAAGGAACCAUCAAGUCUCAGAGAUUUUUAGGCGAACGUCCUUCCCUCGAUCUCCUGCAGAUGAUGAUAUCCCUCAUCCUCUCACCAUCUUAGGACACGAUCGGAUAUUCUGGUUUGGGGAUCUCAACUAUAGGCUAUACUUGGAGGACAAUUCAGCCAGGCAGCUGAUAAAGAAACUAGACUGGAGAGCACUGCAAGAGUUUGAUCAGCUUCGUAGGGAACGAGAAUAUGGUGGGGUAUUUCAGGGAUGGGAUGAGGGAGCUAUAGAAUUUGCACCAACCUACAAGUAUUCUUCAUCCAAUUGCAAUCGCUACUCAGGUGGGGUUCCAAGCAGAUCAGGAGAGAAGCAAAGGACUCCAGCAUGGUGUGAUAGAAUUCUGUGGUACGGAAAGGGGUUGACACAGCUUUCCUACUUCCGUAGCGAGAGUAAGUUCUCUGACCAUCGGCCCGUCUCUGCCCUCUUCUCUACACAGGUAGAAGUAGUGAACUCUACUAAUCCAAGAGUGGUUUCAAGGCAUACCAUUCUUCCCACCAUACCACCUCCUGUUGAAACCGAGCAGAGCAACCAUGAUGAGGCCGAAUCUACAUUGAUAUCAUUGAUCAUAAAGGAUUUAGAAGCAUCACCAACACAUAAUACAAGAUGUAUAGAACAAAUAGAUGACAGUGAUUGCAGCUAGCCUUUGGCACAUCGUGUUGUUGCAUGCGUGCUCUAAAUUGUGUCAAGAAAUUUUUAAUCUUCUUUCCAGUGACCUUUUUUCUUCUU